AUGUCGUCCAACGCCCGCGCCCAGGACCGCACCGUCUUGGGCCAAGAAUACACCCAGAAUGUCAUUGACGCCAUGGGACCCCAGACCAACCCCCGACUGCGGGAGGUCAUGACGGGCCUCAUCAAGCACGUCCACGACUUUGCGCGAGAGGUGCGGCUCACCACAGACGAGUGGCUGGCGGGCGUCGAGAUGAUCAACGAGGCGGGCCGGAUGAGCAACGACCGGCGAAACGAGGGCCAGCUGCUCUUCGACGUCAUCGGCCUAGAAUCGCUCGUCGACGACAUCACCGUCGCCGCCGCCACCGCCAACGGCACCAACGGCCUCACGGCGUCGGCAAUCCUCGGGCCCUUCUGGCGCCAGGACACGCCGCACCGGGAAAACGGCACCACCAUCUCCUUCGAAACGCCGUCAGACGGGCAGGUCGUCUACAUGUACGGCAAGGUGACGGACGUGGCGACGGGGAAGCCGCUGCAGAAUGCGUCGGUGGACGUUUGGCAGGCAUCCACCAACGGCCUCUACGAGCAGCAGGAUCCCAAUCAGAGGGAGCACAACCUCCGCGGCGUCUUUCACACCGACGCCGACGGCAACUACUCCUUUUACUGCCUCCGGCCAACUCCUUAUCCGGUUCCCCAGGACGGACCUGCGGGAAAGCUGCUCGGCAUGAUGGAUCGCCAAGUCUUUCGCCCGGCUCACAUUCACCUCAUGGUCCAACACGACGGCCACAAGUCUCUGACUACCCAAAUCUUCGACAAGGACUGCAAGUACCUUGACAACGACUCGGUGUUUGCCGUUAAGAAAGAGCUGAGUGUGGAGUUUGUGCCGCGAAAGGGCGAUGCCCAAGCUUCUCUCGAGUUGGAGUACAACAUCACGCUGGCAAAGACCUCGUGA
Messenger RNA from Metarhizium album ARSEF 1941, 888 nucleotides. Its product is annotated as catechol dioxygenase. The transcript has 4 exons. Lineage: Eukaryota; Fungi; Ascomycota; Sordariomycetes; Hypocreales; Clavicipitaceae. Bases 1 to 888 code for a protein of 295 amino acids. The record is from RefSeq and is a predicted model, not a curated record. Gene Ontology annotation, biological process: catechol-containing compound metabolic process. Gene Ontology annotation, molecular function: ferric iron binding; catechol 1,2-dioxygenase activity.